This is a messenger RNA of Lepisosteus oculatus (spotted gar), 4874 nucleotides long. RefSeq names its product TNF superfamily member 12 (gene tnfsf12). Lineage: Eukaryota; Metazoa; Chordata; Actinopteri; Semionotiformes; Lepisosteidae. Gene Ontology annotation, biological process: immune response. Gene Ontology annotation, cellular component: membrane. The record is from RefSeq and is a predicted model, not a curated record. Gene Ontology annotation, molecular function: tumor necrosis factor receptor binding; receptor ligand activity.
AAGAGGGUGACGGACGCGGUGCCAGUGGUUUUGAAUGUGUCCAUUGAAAGGCUGGCAAUCGGGCAAUAUGCAGAGCUGCGCGUCUGAGAGGCCCCAGCACAGGCUACAGACAGGAAGACAGAACCCCUGAGCAGUAUAGUUCUCACGCGUAAUCGUGCCAGUUUUAAAGUCGACACUCAUUUCGGCCCCGGGACAAUUCCUGUGUGUUAAAAUGCAUAAAAUAGUUCGGCUCCCGCAGUCCCGAGUGCCCCGGCGUCCGCACAGAAGGAGAGAGGAGGAGAGGAGAGAACUGAACUGAACUGAGAGGCAGAGGGAGGGAGAGAGAGAGAGGGAGAGAGAUGGGCUUCCUCUCCUCGCAACAGCAGAGUUGACAGGAUACACCGCAAGAAAACAAACACGAAAAGGGCACGGAUCGGCAGUUUUUUUUUAACGUGCAGAUGAGCCCUGAGCUGCAGAAACGGCGCCUCUUUUUCUUUCUCCCUUGCAGCCGGAGUCGUUGUGGUGCUGUCUGUUGAUCUUGGAAAGCACUCGCCGAGCUAAAUAUACUCGGACGCGUUUCAGCCGCGAUUCCAGUUUCGCAAUGCGAAAGUUUUAGCCGUCCGCUCUCUGGGGGUGGUGUGUGUGUGUGUGGGGGGGGGGAGAACGCUAGUUCUCCCGGUCAAACCUGCGUUAUUCCGACUAAGAAACGACGCGUUCCGUUGCAGGGAGUUGAAAGCAGGCACCCCUCUCCGAGAAAAAGAGACAAGAAGCAGCAAAUCUUUGAAAUGUUAAGGAAGCAGAAGGCAGAAGCAUGCAGCGAGUUCUACUGCGGAGACGAGUGCGCGUACCUGCGGUGUGGGGCGCAGUAGCUGUAGCGGCGGUGACCCUGGCCGCUAUUAGCGUCGCCCUGACGGCGUGGUCUUGGGGACAGACGCGCGACUUGUCUCGGUCUUUCCGGACGCUGCAGGACCACCUGGAACAGCUGAAUUUGCAGCGCGAGGCCAUUGUCCAGCUCCUACUGGAGAAGAGAGAGUUGGCGGAAGGGCAGAGAGUUAAGCGAACGCCAGUCCGAAAGCACAAGAACGGACGAAAUGGCCGGAACAAAGUGGCGGCUCAUUUUGAAAUUCUUUCCCAGACGCAUGUGGGCGAGGAUGGCAUCAUAAAGGGAUGGACAGAAAGGGUUCUAAAUACCACUAAGGCCGUGCACUACGACCCCAACACAGGCACCUUCACAGUGGAGCACAAAGGCCUCUACUAUGUCUACUGCCAAGUCCACUUCAACGACAAACAGACCACCUACGUGAAACUGGAUGUGCUGGCCAACCAGAGCAAGGUGCUGCAGUGCAUGGAGGGAUACAGCACCACCCCCUCCUCCGAGACUCAUCCCUUUCACUUCCUGAAGCCCUGCCAGGUGUCUGGUCUGCUCCAGCUGUCCAAGGGCACAAGGCUAAGAACUGCUACUGGCCCCUCCUUCUCCCUGCACUCCAGCCCACGCCAUUACUUCGGCCUCUUCAAGGUCAUCUGAGACUGUUGCACAGGGCGUCGCCCCACUGGGCAAACCCAUCCACUGAGAAUGAACUGAGAGAUCCCGCGCCCACAUCGCCUCCGAUGCACCACAGCUAAACUGAAUUAAAACAUUCUUAUCGGAGCAGCAAAAUCCAGUCUGAAGAUCUCAUUUCUGCAGAUUCCUCUUUUUGAAAGACUAUCAUUAUUUGGAGUGUAUGAUAUUGCCCUUUUCUCAGUUAACAUCCAUAUGGAAACCCAACAUCACUGCUUGUGAACCCUCCAUCUUCCGAACCAAUGAGAGCUUCCCCAUCCUCUCCCAGACAGCGGUUCCUUUAAAGCAGAACUCUGUCAUUAUGUGCUGCAGCCUGGACUACAAAAGCAGAAGAACCGCUGUGAGGACAAUUCACGGAUGUCAACAAUUCACAUGCCACAGGACUUUCCUUCCCCUGCCCCACAGUUGUGAGAGGCACAGCAACUUGAGAAAUGAAUUUGAUUAAUUUGGCUUUGUUUACCUGUGCAGUGACUUCCCACACAUUCACUGUGGUAUGAACCAGGACAUGGGUCCAAAUUUCUCUCUUGUUCCUAGGGUUCACGGUAUAGCAGUACUGGGUCCUCUCCAGUGGUGAUGGAACCACUUCAGUGACAUACCACUAUGCUCCACGAAGCUGCACUUUGCUAGCUACAGCUGGAGAGACCAGUUGUGCCCUGCUCUUCAGGCAAGGACGUUUCCAUUGUUGAGCAUUUGGCACUGUGUAGCUUACCAUCCCAGCAGUCUAAUAUUUCAAUCAUCAAUCAAUCGUUUUUUUUUCUAGUUAGCAGGGCAGGGAGUUGGCCAUCCUCAGUCCCAGAAAGUCAAGACACAUCCAUCUAUCAACACUAGGUUCAAUGGCACUCUGACCAGUUAAUGAGGAAGUUUAUUUCAGUGAAGUUAUGUACUGGAAUGGGAACCUGGAUUGUGCCAAGCCUCCAAAAGGAGUCAGCUUCUAAACUUUUCAAAAACUUGCAAUUGUUCCCAAAUUUUUAAUUUGGAUGUAUUCUGAAACCUGCUGGAACAUGACGGUCUUGGAUCAGAAUGUGUUGAUGCCAGCGGAGAUGCAGCACUGUGUGGAGAUAUGAGUCACACAUUCCUAACAGGUGUAUGCUGGACUGCCAGCAUUUCCUCCAAAGAAAACAGUGGGGUUCUAACUUGCUCCAGUCAGAACUGAAACCGUACUGAACUGUAGCUCCUUCUACAGGCAGACAGAAAGCUGGAACUGAGCAAGAGGAUGGUUGGGAGGCUGGAAAGCAUGUGUGGAUUUGGAGCCAAAGGAGUCUAAGCACAAGAGUAGCCCCAAGUUGGACUAUCAAGUGUCGCACAAAGAUAGCUACGCUAUUCAGUUACAAUUUUACUGUGCAGGCACUAGACCUGAGUCUGCAGAUUCUGGAAAGAAUGGAAUAAACCCAGGCUUUCCUGGAAAAAAAUCACAGUUGGAAAAAGCAGCAAGAAGGGAGUCUUGGAAAAACAAUAUGAAUCAGAUGAAGUGUGAUGUUCCAGUAAACUAGACUGCGUUGUGCUAACAGUGCCUGCAAACAUUGUUAGCAUCCACACUGGACAGCUACAGUUUAUGGUAUAUCGUAAUAAUAUUGAGGUGGGAGGGAUUGCAAAGGCGAUGGCGAAGCUCAAGCUUGGGAAAGGUACAGAAAUGUCACAGAAAAAUAACAAACCAAGGGGUGAUAAUCCUUGAUUGCCACAAAGCCUGCAUUAAGCAUCCUUAAGUAAAAGAUUAACUAACAGCUUCUUUGGAGGAUAAUGGAAAAACCUCAGGACCAACUCAGCCUGCAGCUCUGUUUCUUUUUGGAGCAGCAGUAUAAGGGAUUACUUUGUGCCCGUGCACACUGGACCCUAUGGAGAGCUGAGUAGCACACCAGUGUUCUAAAAAAAAACAAAAAAACUUUUUUUUGUAAACAUCAUCAUCAGGCAUCAUGUGACUAAGUGGAACCUGGAAUUACUGUAUGGAAGCAGUGUUGUGAAGGGAGGAGGAGAUCAAUCAGUUUUUGAAUUCUUGGAGAUCUGUGAUUUAUUUGUAUUUUUAAUAAUGUAAUACGUUUCGAUACAAAUAAUCCAAUAUAUAUAUAUAAACAUGAUCUGUGAUGCUACUGAGCACAUGCUGGGAUUCUAAUGUGUAUGUCCAGUAAGCUCUAUCCUUAUACCUUGCAGUGAGGGACAGUAGUAGAGGGGUCAGUAUUUAGUCAAUAUUUUGCCUAUGCUUCUUCUACCAAUUUGAGUUUGUGUAGUGCCGUUACGAGGAAUGAUCAUGAAGGGUAACCACAAAUUCCUAUUAAGCCCUCCUUGUUUUUGAUUUGUACAUCAAAGCUGUAAUCAGACACAAAACAGGAAAGUCGGAGGUGUGCCCGUGUGUGGCAAAACCCAGUCACAGUCAGCUAGUGACAGUCCUAGUUAUAGUCAGCUAAUAUCCUUGACUGAUGCAUAUGACGCCUGAAUUGUAGACCCAAUGAGUCAGUGGUUAAAAAACAUGGGUAGUAUCAGGACUGAGCAGGACCCCCAGUAAGUUUGUGAUAGUUGGCAACAUCCAGCCUUGUUUGGAAAAAAUCAGCAGUCAUAGAGAUUUCAAAGAGAAUAGCGAAUUAUUACAGGAAUGAGCAGAAACCAUCAGUAAACAACAAGUCCUUUGCACAGCAGUCCGACAUCAACUGCAUGAUCAUUUGGCUGCUUUCUUGAGGCAGAAAAUAUCACCUCCACAUCAGGCCAGAUCAUAUAGGUUCUGAACUUGAUUAACCCUUAUCCUCAAAAUAAUGAUGGGUAAUGAUGACAUCAUGCUCACUUUCCUGCCAGAGUCAUUCAUUCCUUGACAAGCCACCAGCUCCACAGCACUGUAGAUGGGAGGGCCAGAAGAGUUAGGAGGCGUGGCAUGUUCCAUGGGAAGCAGAGUCUUCCAGUCUGGCCAGUAAGAGUCUACGUACUUGCCACGGCACUCAGUCAAGUUGUGGGAUCCCUCGAGCUGAGGGGUACGGGUCAGAAGGAGCCAAUGACGUGCCCCAGACCCGAGUAAAUUCUACAGCAGAGGGAAACAUCCACAAUUUGAAUUUGAAAAAUGCCUUGACGUCUUGUGACACUUAAGCGCCCUAAAGUGCUCAAUUGAUCUAACUGCUCAGAGUUACCAUUUUGAAAGAGAAGUCUUAACAGGUGCUGGAUUAAAUGAUUCUUUAAUAUUGUACAGGACUGUAACACCUUCGCUUCUAUGCGUUAUUCAGUCCCCUUUGUUAACCAGCGAUCAGGGCAUCAAAAGGUUUACUUUUACUGUAUUAACUUUCUUUUUUUUUCUGUACUACCAUCUGACGUACAAUUAAAAUAGCUUUAUUUUUUAUAAACAGCAGAAAUAAUAAAAAAG